CCUGCCCCUCCCUGCCUUGUCGAAUGUAUCGUAACGUUCCGAAUAGUUUAUUCUUCUGCUUAGUCUCUGGUGAUAUCAUUUGAAGUCACACUCUAUUGCUAUUCUCUAUCUGCCUUCCUCACCUCCGACAAGCUUUCUUCCUCUCCCUCUUUUACCAUAACCUUUUCUGUUUUCCCUAUUCAUCAAGAUGUACAAUCCACAUUCAGCGUGCAAAUUUUUCAGUUGUUUAGCAACCCAGAGUUUCUAUUAGGGGGGGCUUGUUGUUGCUGCCAAGUUAUCGUAUUUAUGGUUCUACAUUUCUUGGAGUGGGCGAAAGUCAUUUAUUUCUGCAAAGGUCAAAACUUGCAAAUUAAACUUCCUUGUAUUCCUUGCAAAGACUGGAAAUUGCAUAUGAAAUGCUCUGGGGCUAGCAUGUUCUAAGCCUCUAGCAAUAUGAAAGACGAUCCAGGUUUCUGGGUGGAGGAAACUAAUGAUCAGUUCUCCUUUCCAUUAAAAAGAAAAAGGAGUUUUAAAUCAAAAAAAUUAGUAUUUGUUGGAUGGGGAUCCAAACCUUUGAUUGAAUUUCUACAAUCAAUUGGUAGAGAAACUAGUAGAGAGUACUCUAGGCAUGAGGUGAAUGGCAUUAUCCUUGAUUAUGUAAAUUCUAAUAACCUUCUUAAUCCACAAAAGAAGAAGAGAAUCUUAUGUGAUGAAAGACUUAAGACUCUUUUUGGAAAGAAAUCAAUUCCUAGGAUAAAGAUUUAUGAUUUGUUGGAAGUGCACUUCAUUGAGAAUCGUGAUGACUCAGAUGAAGAAAACAGUUCAGCACAGGAGGAUGCAGAAGAGGAGGAUGGUUAUUUGGUAUCAAAGGAAAGGAAGACAUCAAUACCUCAAAAGAAGAAAGUCCAGGAGGCUCCCAAAAGCUGUUUUGCAGCACUGACUUCUCAAAAUAUUAAGCUUAUUUAUUUGAAGAGGACCUUACUUCAGAGUCUCUUGAAGAGCGAUGAGAGCUUUGAAGAUAAAGUAGUGGGCAGCUUUGUGAGGAUCAAAUCUGAUCCAAAUGAUUUCCUCCAGAAAAAUUCUCACCAGCUUCAGCAAGUUACAGGUGUCAAGAAGACAUUUGGGUCUGGAGAUGCUGGUUUGGAAACUUACCUUCAGCUUUCAAAUUGGACAAAAGAUGUUCUCAUAUCUUCAUUGUCGGAGGAUGACUUCUCAGAGGCAGAAUGUGAGGAUUUGCGUGAAAGAGUAAAAGCUGGCCUGCUCAAGAGACUUACUGUUGUGGAGCUUGAAUUAAAGGCCCAUGAUCUACAUGAGGAUAUCACCAAACAUUGGAUUGACAAAGAAAUCAAGAUGUUACAAAGGCGCAUCGAUCACGCGAACGAAAAGGGAUGGCGGAGAGAAUUGUAUGAGUACUUGCAGAAAAGGCAGCUGCUCAUGACAAAAAGUGAGCAAGAAAGAUUGUUGUCAGAGAAGCCAAAGGUAGUAGCUGAAGAACUAGAACCUGAAGCCACAAAGGCAGGUGCUUCAGAAAGAGAUGAAGAAAAAAGUGGCUCUCCAGAACCUGAGCAGACUAGACUUUUUGGUGAGAAUCUAAAGGUAGAAGCUAAAGAACCAGAAAAGGAAACUAUGCCGUUGGAUGCUCCAGAAGAACCAGAAAAGGAAACUAUGCUUUUGGAUGCUCCAGAAGAACCAGAAAAGGAAACUAUGCCUUUGGAUGCUCCAGAAAAACCAGAAAAGGAAACUAUGCCUUUGGAUGCUCCAGAAAAACCCGAAAAGGAAACUAUGCCACCAUUGGAUGCUUCAAAAGAAGUGGGAGCAGUCAAGUGCUUCUCAGGAUCUACACUUAGGGGGCCUUCUGAUUUACUUGCUGCAGGGAUGGCCCUUAGUCUGCAAGUUGCGACAAGCCCAACAAGAAACUUGUAUUCUUCUUUCAAAGAAGCAGCGAAGGAAUCUGUGGUCAUUGAAUUGAGUGAUGAUGAUGAAGAUGGUGAUAUCGCAAAUGGCAAUCAACUAGUCAGUCCGUGCCCACGCCCUGUAGAUGAAAAGGUAUGGUACUACAUGGAUCCUCAAGGUGUAGUUCAGGGCCCCUUUACGCUAAUCCAAUUGCGUGAAUGGUAUGCAUACUCUUACUUUCAUCCUAAAUUUUGCGUCUGGAAGGCUGGGCAAGGCCCGCAACAACCGGUCUUGCUGGUUGAUGUGCUUCGCCGAUAUUCAAUGAUCUAAUGGUUACAUUCUUGCAAGUUGUAACCACCCUCCCCCAUACAGAAGUAGAAAAACUUGCAUUUGUUGGAUUAUAAAUUACUUGAUUAAAGUUUUUUCUUUCUGUUCCUGUUUUUGUAAUAGACAGGACAAGAAUGAAGUUUCGGACAAUGUGAUCUCAUCUUUACAUACAUGCUCCUUUGUUCAGUUGAGUUUUAUUUUAAUUUUAAUUAUUAUGUUUAUUUUGUAAA
Ipomoea triloba (trilobed morning glory) is the source of this 2429-nucleotide messenger RNA. RefSeq lists its product as uncharacterized. NCBI's taxonomy places the organism in Eukaryota, Viridiplantae, Streptophyta, Magnoliopsida, Solanales, Convolvulaceae. Gene Ontology annotation, molecular function: protein binding; DNA binding. The transcript has 10 exons. The record is from RefSeq and is a predicted model, not a curated record. Bases 433 to 2202 code for a protein of 589 amino acids.